Messenger RNA from Selaginella moellendorffii, 492 nucleotides. Its product is annotated as pentatricopeptide repeat-containing protein At2g29760, chloroplastic-like. The transcript has a single exon. The coding region runs from base 1 to 492 and encodes 163 amino acids. Gene Ontology annotation, molecular function: protein binding; RNA binding. Gene Ontology annotation, biological process: RNA modification. The record is from RefSeq and is a predicted model, not a curated record. NCBI's taxonomy places the organism in Eukaryota, Viridiplantae, Streptophyta, Lycopodiopsida, Selaginellales, Selaginellaceae.
AUGAUGAACUCAAGAGAGGGAUGCGGGUAUACCGGUGCUGCGUCGAACUUGGACAUGAUCGAGAGCUCGUGGUUGGAAAUGCCAGCGUCCAUGCCAAGCUGGGAAAGGCCUGGACUCGCAACGUUGUCCAUCCUGUCGGCCUGUGGUCAAGUCGGAGAAAGCAGAGAAUGCCGGUGCCUGUUCCGAGAUAUGCUGCUGGAGAGCGACUCCAGACCUGACAACUAUACCUUCGUCACUAUCCUCGGCGUUUGCAAGCAGAGCCGAGAGGAUCUAAGCCAUGGAAAGCUUCUUCAUCAACUUGCCAGGGAGAGUAGCGGCAGCCUGGAUCUUCUCGUCGCGACAGCCUUGGUUCACAUGUACUCGGAAUGUGGAAGCCUCGAGGACACGGCGACUUUCGGCACGAUACAGCAGCCUGAUGUGGUGUCUUGGAAUGCGAUGAUUUCGGCCUUGUCGCACUAUGGCGAAGAGUUUUCGACUUGUUCCAGCGGAUGA